Messenger RNA from Gallus gallus (chicken), 575 nucleotides. RefSeq names its product presequence translocase associated motor 16 homolog (gene PAM16). The transcript has 5 exons. NCBI's taxonomy places the organism in Eukaryota, Metazoa, Chordata, Aves, Galliformes, Phasianidae. Gene Ontology annotation, biological process: protein import into mitochondrial matrix. Gene Ontology annotation, cellular component: TIM23 mitochondrial import inner membrane translocase complex. The record is from RefSeq and is a predicted model, not a curated record. The coding region runs from base 35 to 505 and encodes 156 amino acids.
GCCCUUGCGGGGAGCGGAAGCGGCGGAGGGGACGAUGGUGAGCGGUGGGGCCUGCGCUUGCUGUGCCGCCCCAACGGGGACGCAGAGGGGAUUAUGGGGCCGGGACGGCGUGACGGGGCCGGGGGGGGCCAAGUACCUGGCGCAGAUCAUCCUGGUGGGGGCCCAGGUGGUCGGACGGGCCUUCAUGAGAGCGCUGCGCCAGGAGUUAGCAGCGAGCCGAGCCGCGGCGGAUGCACGGGGACGCUCAGAGAGGCCUCAGUCCGCUGCUGCCUCCAGGAUCAUUGGCAUCAGCCUCCAGGAAGCUCAGCAGAUCCUCAACGUCUCCAACCUCAACCCGGAGGAGAUCCAGAAGAACUACGACCACUUAUUCAAGGUGAAUGACAAGUCGGUGGGAGGCUCCUUCUACCUGCAGUCCAAGGUGGUGAGAGCCAAGGAGCGGCUGGACGAGGAGCUGCGCAUCCAGGCCAAGGACGAGAAGGAGAAAGGCUGGAAAGCCGAGACGUGACUCCUGUCACUCGUGUCCCCGCUUCACUCUCCCUUAAGUUAUAGGUGGCCAAUAAACGCCGUGUCCUCCA